Mangifera indica (mango) is the source of this 1696-nucleotide messenger RNA. RefSeq names its product tRNA:m(4)X modification enzyme TRM13 homolog. The coding region runs from base 105 to 1445 and encodes 446 amino acids. The transcript is spliced from 9 exons. The record is from RefSeq and is a predicted model, not a curated record. Lineage: Eukaryota; Viridiplantae; Streptophyta; Magnoliopsida; Sapindales; Anacardiaceae. Gene Ontology annotation, biological process: tRNA methylation.
CCCGCACCGGCUCGCAAACCCAUCCGGGAACAACUCUGGGUUCAACCGGAGUGAUUCAAAUAAGGGUUGAGCUUAGGCGAGUGUGUGUUAGAAACACAGCAAGAAUGGAGAAACGCUGCAAAUUCUGGCUUCCCAAGAAGAACCGAUUCUGUGCUAACCUCCCUCUCAAUGAUUCUAUGUUCUGUGGCAAUCACAACCCGAGGUCCGGUAAUGAGUGGAUUGCAUGCCCAAUUGACCCUUCUCAUUCUGUUCUCAAAGAAAAUCUUGAAGGGCAUAUGAAGAGAUGCCCAUUAUUGAAACAAGUUCAAUCUUUGGCUCUCCAACCAUUUUACCAAAAGGGCAUCAAUGCUGGAAUAGAAGAUGAAGAACAAUGGGAUACCGGCACUGUUAAAGAUAAUGUAACCUCUGAAAUGAAGAGGAACACUGUUUAUAGCUUGACUGUUCCUGAGUUCCAUAAUUUGAUUAAAAAGAUCGAGUCAAUUCAUGAUUUAAUAUGUAAUGAUAUAAGGGAAUCAUUUAAGAUACCAGAAGCUUGCAAUGUAUGGAUUAAGAGAGAAAUAGACAGGAAAUUACCAUUUCAGGAGAAACAUGUUGUGCAACAGGCAUCAAUUCUAGGGAACUUGGAAGAAUUUGGGGUAUUGAAGAACUCUGAUGGAAUGGAUCAAGAUGAUGAAGAAAGACCUGCUGUGGUUGAAUUUGGAGCUGGGAGAGGGUACUUGACACAAAUGCUUGCAGAUUGCUAUGGCACCAAGAGGGUCUUUCUGAUUGAAAGAAAGUCAUACAAACUGAAGGCCGACCGAUCCUUGCGACAGAAAGAGUGCUUGACAAUUGAGCGUUUGAGAAUUGACAUUGAGGACCUGAACUUGAACGCUGUGGAGUCUUUAAGGGAAGUUCCUUUUGUGGCUAUUGGUAAACAUCUCUGUGGCCCUGCAACAGAUUUGACUCUAAGAUGUUGCCUGGGCGGACAAGUGAGUCAAGAAAAUGGUGAACAGUGCACUGGUAAACGCUACAUGAGGGGUCUUUCAAUAGCAACAUGCUGUCAUCAUCUUUGCCAAUGGAAACACUACAUAAAUAAAAAGUAUUUAUCCAGUUUGGGGAUUGCUAAGGAAGAAUUCCAUGCAAUUUCAUGGUUUACCAGCUGGGCAGUAGAUGCUGAUCAUGGUUCAGAUGAUUUUGAUGUUACUGAUAGCACAUUGAAUUUGGAAUCUAUUGGGAAAGAAGUAGGUGGUGAGGUGAAAGGGGGAGUUGAAGAACUUGUGAGGAAUACGAAAGCAGUUGAAAGAGCAGUGUUGGGAUUCAAGUGCAAGCAGAUAAUUGAUAUGGGAAGGUUGAUGUGGAUAAAGGAACGUGGCUUAGUCACAGAAUUUGUUAAGUAUGUCCCAGCAGCCAUCUCUCCUGAAAACCAUUUGCUGAUUGCCAGAUUUACUGACUUCUUGAGGUUGUAAUGUUAACAAUUUUGCUAAAUUUUGGUCGUAAGUUAGUUAGUUUUGCUACAAUAUAUUGUCACUGUGAUUGCCCACAUACAGUUGGAAGUCAGGCUCAGAUUGUUGAGAACUGCCAAUAUUUUUCUGCAUCCUGACCAAGUAUUGAAUAUUUGGGAAAUCAUCACUCAUUGUCGUCUAGAAGAUUAGAAUAUUGUAGUACAAUUAUAUACAUUUUUUCAGACUCAAACUUUAAAUAAUGAUUUUCCCUUUAA